Guyanagaster necrorhizus is the source of this 1988-nucleotide messenger RNA. Its product is annotated as V-type ATPase. Gene Ontology annotation, molecular function: proton-transporting ATPase activity, rotational mechanism; ATP binding; ATP hydrolysis activity. Gene Ontology annotation, cellular component: proton-transporting V-type ATPase, V1 domain; fungal-type vacuole membrane. The coding region runs from base 42 to 1895 and encodes 617 amino acids. Lineage: Eukaryota; Fungi; Basidiomycota; Agaricomycetes; Agaricales; Physalacriaceae. The record is from RefSeq and is a predicted model, not a curated record. Gene Ontology annotation, biological process: ATP metabolic process; proton transmembrane transport. The transcript is spliced from 11 exons.
CUGAAUACUUACUUCCAUCUUGCCCACAACAUUCCUUAUCAAUGGCCGGCGCGCUGCAGAAUGCGAAGAGAGACCUUGUCAAAAUUCAGGAUGAGGAUAGGGAGAGCAGGUUCGGCCAGGUCUUUGGCGUUUCAGGGCCUGUCGUGAUCGCCGAAAAUAUGGUCGGUGCAGCUAUGUAUGAGCUCGUGCGAGUAGGCCAUGACGAGCUUGUUGGAGAGGUCAUUCGUAUCGAAGCCGACAAGGCAACAAUUCAGGUCUACGAGGAGACUUCUGGUGUAACUGUUGGGGAUCCUGUCUUGAGGACCGGAAAACCAUUGAGUGUUGAGCUUGGACCUGGUCUCAUGGGUAAUAUCGUGGACGGUAUCCAGCGGCCCCUGCGAGCUAUUCAACAACUUUCAGAGUCUAUCUAUAUUCCCCGCGGCAUCAACACAGAUGCGUUGGAUCGGUCACUGCUAUGGGACUUCAAACCCACCGCAUUUAAGGUUGGUGACCAUAUAUCAGGUGGUGAUAUUUUUGGUGGUGUUUACGAAAAUUCCCUCGUCGACAAUCAUAAAAUCAUGCUACCUCCUCGCGCUCUCGGUACCAUCACUCACAUUGCUGAGAAAGGCAGUUAUGCUGUUGAUGACAUUGUUCUGGAAACAGAGUUCGACGGCAAGACAACAAAACAUACCUUGAUGCAACUGUGGCCUGUUCGUGCACCCCGUCCCGUCACCGAAAAGCAGACCGCCGACCACCCGCUACUUACUGGCCAACGUAUUCUUGACGCGCUCUUCCCUUGCGUGCAAGGCGGUACAACUGCCAUUCCUGGUGCUUUCGGUUGUGGCAAAACAGUUAUUUCGCAAGCGCUCUCCAAAUAUUCAAACAGCGAUAUCAUUGUUUAUGUUGGAUGUGGAGAGCGUGGAAAUGAGAUGGCUGAAGUCUUGAUGGAGUUCCCCGAGCUCACAAUGGAGGUUGGUGAUCGUCAGGAACCUAUUAUGAAGCGCACGACGCUGGUUGCAAACACCUCAAAUAUGCCUGUCGCUGCUCGCGAAGCUUCCAUCUACACUGGAAUCACACUUUCUGAAUAUUUCCGUGACCAAGGAACCAAUGUCGCCAUGAUGGCUGACUCGACAUCUCGUUGGGCAGAGGCACUCCGUGAAAUAUCUGGUCGUUUGGCUGAGAUGCCUGCCGAUUCCGGUUAUCCGGCAUAUCUCGGAACGAAACUUGCCAGUUUCUAUGAGCGCGCUGGAAAGGUGGUUUGUCUCGGCAACCCUCAUCGACAAGGCACUGUUUCAAUAGUCGGAGCUGUGUCACCUCCCGGUGGUGAUUUCUCUGAUCCCGUAACGGCAUCUACUCUUAGUAUCGUCCAAGUAUUCUGGGGUCUUGACAAGAAGCUUGCUCAGAGAAAACAUUUCCCGUCCGUUAAUUGGUCCCUUUCUUAUUCAAAAUACACGAAGGUCUUGGAGCCUUACUACGAGACGACGGAACCUGGUUUCGUCGAGCUACGGACGAAGACAAAGGAGAUUCUCCAAAAAGAAGAAGAUCUUGCUGAAAUCGUUCAGUUGGUCGGGAAGAGUGCUUUGGGGGAGAAUGAGAAGAUCACACUAGAAGUUGCGCGGAUGUUGAAGGACGAUUUUCUGCAGCAAAAUGGUAUGAGCGAGUACGACAGAUACUGCCCCUUCUACAAGACCAGCGGAAUGCUUCGAAACUUUGUUGCAUUCCACGAUGCGGCCCUCAAAGCUACCGCCCAAACUGACAUGACCUUCGCCAAAAUCAAAGACUCAGCUAGCGAUCUCAUGUUCAAACUGUCUCAAAUGAAAUUUGAGUCGCCAUCGCAGGGAAAGGAGGAUGUGAAGUCGAAACUAGAUGCACUGUAUACCGAAAUUCAGGACAAGUUCCGGCAGCUGGCAGAGUGAUAUUUUGUCGUUUCACGUACAAUGGACGCGUAUUACCUUCCUGGAUUCCUUGUAGUCUAAUGAUAAUAUAUGAGUUUGUUUUCUAGUAAGUAA